This is a messenger RNA of Danio aesculapii, 4425 nucleotides long. RefSeq names its product excision repair cross-complementation group 6-like 2 (gene ercc6l2). Gene Ontology annotation, molecular function: ATP binding; ATP-dependent chromatin remodeler activity. Lineage: Eukaryota; Metazoa; Chordata; Actinopteri; Cypriniformes; Danionidae. The record is from RefSeq and is a predicted model, not a curated record. The coding region runs from base 354 to 4157 and encodes 1267 amino acids. The transcript has 19 exons.
GCAUGCAGCAUGAGGCUAAGCUGAUGAGAAUGAAAUCAAAUUCACUGGAAGAAAACAUACCUGAUUAUCUCAGUCACUCAGAAGCCUUCAUAGCCUACAUUACAAGCACCAGAAAUGCAUGAUCAUCACAGAAAGUACAGUGAGGCUAACAUCUAUUGAUGAUGUGUCUUGGAGGUGUUAGAAUGACAGACUCAGUCAACAUUAACUAUCAUUGUAUGGAAAAGCAUGCUAACAAUGGUUGAUAUACAACUCCAGAAUGACUUCAUCAUUAGUGCACCAAAGGAAAAGCCGGUUACAUCUAAACAAGCUGUUAUUACAUAGUUAGAACCUGGUUUGAAGUGAGAGCUCUCUAUAUGGAGAUGAACGAUGAGGAAGACUUAUCUACUAAGUGCCAGAAUGCCAGAACGUCCCUUCCUCGUUUUGAGGAUGAAAAACCCCUCUUUCACAGUAACCAGACACCUCCAGGCCCCUCUGAACCAUUUUUGCUGCCAGGAAGUGAUGUGAAAGUUCCAUACACCAUCAAUCGGUAUUUACGAGACUACCAGCGAGAAGGCAUUAAAUUCAUCUAUCAAAACUAUGCCAAAUCCAGAGGAUGCAUCUUGGGUGACGAUAUGGGUCUUGGAAAGACUGUUCAGGUCAUUGGCUUCCUGGCUGCAGUUCUGCAGAAAACAGGUACAUGGAAAGACGUUGAGAACAACAGGCCUCAGUUUUUACUGUCACAGAAACCAUCAGAACGAGUUCAGAAGGUUUUCGUCAUAGUGGCUCCACUCUCUGUUCUCUACAACUGGAAAGAUGAGUUAGACACUUGGGGUCAUUUCCGAGUCGUGGUUGUUCACGGUGUGAGGAAGGAUGAAGAACUAGCACGUGUACAGAGAGGAAGAUGUGAAAUUGCCCUUACCACUUAUGAGACCCUCAGACUCUGUUUGGACCAGUUCAACAGUAUUAAUUGGGCUGCCGUUAUCGUUGAUGAAGCUCACAAAAUAAAGAACCACAAGUCCAAGAUCACUCAGGCCAUGAAGCGGAUGAGAUGUAAAGUGAGAAUUGGGCUAACAGGAACUAUCCUUCAGAACAACCUGGAGGAGCUGUGGUGUGUUAUGAACUGGGCUGUUCCUAGAUGCCUGGGUUCCCUGGGAGCUUUUAAAAACAGGUUUUCAGACCCCAUUGAGAAGGGGCAGAAGCACACCGUGACUAAAAGAGCUCUCGCAGAAGGCCGGAAAGCAGUUCAGGAACUUGCCAAAAAACUCUCACGCUGGUUCCUCAGAAGAACCAAGUCCCUCAUCAGUGACCAACUUCCUAAAAAAGAUGACAGAGUGGUGUAUUGCUCUCUGACAGACUUCCAGCGGACAGUGUACCGAGCAGUGCUGGACACGGAUGAUGUGACCCUGAUGUUGCAGAGCUCAGGAAAGUGUCCCUGUGGCAGUGGCCGUCCACGCAAGAAGUGCUGCUUUAAACUGAACGCAGACGGUGUGCCGGUCAGACAUCUGUACUUCAGUUAUCUGGCUAUACUCAGAAAAGUGGCCAAUCAUGUUGCGCUGCUGCAGUCCAAAGAUGGAACCAGCAAAAAACAGGAGAAAUACGUGACAACCAUUUGCGAGCAAGUUUUUAGGAAAUUUCCAGAUUUCACUGAGAGAUGUAAACAAGCUGCCUUUGAAGCAAUGUCUGACCCCAUGUACAGUGGAAAAAUGAAGGUUAUGCAGAAAUUACUGAAUCACUUUAUCGCAAAGAAAGACAAAGUUCUACUCUUCUCUCUAUCCACCAAGUUGUUAGAUGUUCUGGAAAGCUACUGUAUGGCUGAGGGUCUGGAAUACCACCGACUGGAUGGAAACACCAAAUCUAAAGACCGAGUGAAGAUAGUGAAAGAGUUUAACAGCUCUCGGGAUGUCAACUUGUGUCUGGUGUCAACAUUAGCUGGCGGUCUUGGUCUCAACUUCAUCGGAGCGAAUGUUGUUGUAUUGUUUGAUCCGACAUGGAAUCCUGCCAAUGAUCUUCAGGCUAUUGACAGGGUGUAUCGUAUUGGCCAGUGCAGAGAUGUGACUGUUUUUAGACUCAUCUCUUUAGGAACAGUAGAGGAGAUCAUAUACUUGCGUCAGAUUUACAAACAGCAACUUCAGUCAUCAGUGAUUGGCCAGGAGAAUGCUAGACGCUACUUUGAGGCUGUUCAGGGUACCGAUGGCUAUGCAGGGGAACUAUUCGGCAUCCGAAACCUUUUCCGCUUGCAGACUGAUGGCACAUGUCUUACCCAUCGCAUCUUGGAGAGGGAAGGCCAAUUGGAGGUGGGAAUCAUGACGGCCAGAACUCAAGCCGUGGACGAAAGGAUGCAGGAGCCUGAUCCUUGGUCAGCAGAUGCUGCUACUGAGCGAGCAGGAGGAUCAGCAGGGGUCUGUAUUAAACCCGCUGAGGUUUUGGACUUCAGCAGUGGAAGUGAGGAUGAAGAUCCCUGCUGCUCCAAGCAGAGACCCUCAGAAACACACACUGGAGAGCAGAUGGUAGCCGGUAAUACCUGUAUAGGCAAUACGGGCCUGUGUAAUCUGUUGCAGAAACAAAUGACAGAGAUGAGACAGUGGGAUACUGACACUGGAGAGGACUCCAGUAGCCAGGAUGAGGAUGACAACUGUGAAAAACUCACAGUCAUUAAGACCUCUAAAAUCAGAGAUCUGUCCAGUGAAUCUGAGGAAGAGCUAGAAGGAGUCAGUGAUGGUGAACAACAGAGAAGAUCACACAAUGAUAGUACAAAGAAUGGAAAGAAUCAUAGUCGCAAAAGAGUGAAGUUUGCAAAAAGAUCUGAAGAUGAUAUUGAACAUUUUUCUUGGUCAGAUGAUGAAGGGUUUCUGAAAGCUGUGAGAUGUGUGAAGGAGAAGGAAUCAAAUCACAGACAUUCCUCCAAGAGGGAAAACACUACAUCUGGAUUUAAAAAAGCCCAGUCAAGAGAUGAAGGAAACACUGGAACACUGGACUCGUUAUUAGGUGGGCUUCAGCAGGUGGGCUACACUCACUCUAAUCAGAAGGUUGUGGGCUCGAGCAGAGCAGAAGACCGUCUAAGCCGCGCUGCUGUGCGAGAAGUCUUUGAGCUACACAAACACUCACAGCUUCCAGCAAAUCAGAUGCUGGACGUAUCAGAGACCGAGUUAUCGGAUCCCAUUCUCACAGAUCACGUCAAUGGAGGUCAAACACCAAUGACACACAGCAGACCCCACAUAGAGCAUCCGGUCACACACACCAUCAAAACCUCCCACCGCCAGAACAAUCUCACCGUCAUAGUGGGCGAAACACCCAGCAGCAUGUGCAGGCAGCAGUUGGAAGAAAUGGCUCAAUUCUUUGGAUUCAACUCUGUGCGUGACUUUGCAGAAGAGAUUCUGAAGAGCGAUUCAGAGCAGAGACUGGGCCGAUUGCGAAGCUUCUACAGCCAAAAAAGCCCCGAACUCAUGAACAUUAUUAAAAAGACCUUUCCUAAAUCCAACAUUCAGCCAAACCCACCAAAUUCACCACCACUUUCUGUAGCCAGACAAAGACCUACCUCAAAAAGAGCCCACCCAAACUCUUCCAUCGAAGUACCAACCCCUGAAGUUGAGGAUCAAAGAAAAACAUCUAAGAAAAAGAAAACGGGUGAAACUGAAGCUUCUGAGAUUGACCUUCACUGCAGUACAGACCUCACCAAAACAGAAAUGAAGAAGUCAUCCACAGACAUUUUCCCGUUUUCAAGUUCUGGAAACAAUCCCCAAAUAAACUGUGCACCAGUUGAAGAAUGUAUUUCAAAUAUUACUACUUCCUUACAACCUUGCACCUCGCGGUCAGCCUGUGUCUCCACAGAUGAUUGUGUUGCGUCAACCUCAUCCCAGACCAGCAGUUCCUCCAAAAUCACAGAUCUUUUAGGUGACACAUCCAUCCUGAAUGACUUGUUCAAGACAAAGAAGAAAGUUGUAGACCAAUCGAGGGAUGACAAAACAUCCGCAUGCACAGAAAGAGCACCAAAAAAAGGAAAGGAUUUCUGGGACAUCUUGAAUGAGGGGAAUGAGGAGAGCAUUAAUAAACUGACCGAUCUGACCGAGGUGGAGAAGAUCUGUAACAGUGUCAGUGUCUCUGCAAAGCCUAAGAGUAAUGAGAAAACUGAAAGUUCACAACUCUGGAAGAAAAAUGAGAAAUUUCUGUGGAAACACUAGUUUUUAAAAUGUUUUAUAAUUCUAUAGAAUGUUGUUUUUUAUUGCAAUCACAGGCUUUUUAUUUAAGCGCUUUUGUUUUUAUUUCUUUUUCAUUUAGAAUUUAUUGUAUUUUUCUCAGGUAAGAUUUGAUUAAUUAAGAUUCCUUAAAACUUUGUGCACACUGUAAUUGGCUGGUAUUUGGUGUAAUUGUUUUAUCUUGUUGUUUUAAUUGUAUCAAAGUAUGUAUCUUGAUAAAGGCACAAAACAGACUUUUUCAUAAAACUGUAAU